Molecule: messenger RNA, 900 nt
Organism: Opisthorchis viverrini
Lineage: Eukaryota; Metazoa; Platyhelminthes; Trematoda; Opisthorchiida; Opisthorchiidae
Exons: 2
Coding region: 1-900 (299 amino acids)
Source: RefSeq, a predicted model, not a curated record
AUGGCGCUUGCGGCCAUGAUUGCGAAACCCGUUGUGGGCCGUCGAGGAGUUUUCAGCAACCUUAUGAGUAGUGCAUUACAAUAUAAUGGUGGUGUUUUUGUUAUUUCUGUAGAGCUACUCAUUAUGAAGAGACCUGUCGCUAAAGCAACCGACUUAAGUUCGAUCCCUGAAGUACCAGCCACUCUGGUCGAUGGUUAUGGCCGGGGGCAAAGGGCUAAGGUGGGACGCUUUUACCGAGGCGCCUACGAAGAUGCUACCGGGGCUGAUGUGUCAUCCUAUGACUACAACCUUCGGGGUGGUUUGAGCGCUCAUGGUGACUCUGUCUACGAUGGCACUUCCGUAGAACAUGAUCAGGAGGCUGAAGCAGGUUAUUACACACAGGGAGGCAGUUUCUUCACACAUGGUAAGGCUGAAGACAACACGGACCACGGACUCGACUCCUAUCUUAAAGCCAAGGGCAAGUUUUACGGUACUGGAUAUGAAGAUGAAUCUUCCGAAUACCAGACUGUGACGAAGUUCCGCAGUGGUGGUGCUCAAAACGGUUAUAGUAAGAAGAAGCACUAUAACCAGUAUGAAAGCUAUGGACAAGCCAAGAAGACAGGUGACAAGAAGCUGAAGAGCAAUUUCGACCUGUACGGCAAGCUCAAGGCACAGGGCAAGUUCAACGGCUACGGUAAAAGUGAUAUUUUCAGCAAAUUUGACAAGUACGCUGAGUACGGCCAAGAGGGUAAAACCAAGGGAACAGCUGACAAAGAUGUCUACGGUAAACUUAAGGGUCGUAGUAAGUACGAUGCAUAUGGCAAACUGAGCGGAUACGGCAGCGGGAAUGACUACUCUAAAUACGGGAGCCAUGGAGACUACGACAAAUUAGGCAACCUUGGGGAGUACUAUGGCUACUAA